This is a messenger RNA of Rotaria sordida, 1131 nucleotides long. The record is from the annotation of a GenBank genome assembly. NCBI's taxonomy places the organism in Eukaryota, Metazoa, Rotifera, Eurotatoria, Philodinida, Philodinidae.
AUGUGUGACGAAGACGUUGCUGCAAUUGUUAUUGAUAAUGGAUCAGGUAUGUGCAAAGCUGGCUUUGCCGGUGAUGAUGCUCCUCGAUCAGUAUUUCCAUCUGUUGUUGGUCGACCACGUCAUCAAGCUGUUAUGGUUGGUAUGGGUCAAAAAGAUUCAUAUGUUGGUGAUGAAGCUCAAUCAAAACGUGGUAUUUUAACACUUAAAUAUCCAAUUGAACAUGGUAUUAUUACAAAUUGGGAUGAUAUUGAAAAAAUCUGGCAUCAUACCUUCUAUAAUGAACUUCGUGUUGCACCAGAAGAACACCCUGUUCUUCUUACUGAAGCUCCACUUAAUCCAAAAGCUAAUCGUGAAAAAAUGACACAAAUUAUGUUUGAAACAUUUAAUUCACCAGCUAUGUAUGUUGCUAUUCAAGCUGUACUUUCACUCUAUGCUAGUGGUCGUACAACUGGUAUUGUUCUUGAUUCAGGUGAUGGUGUUACACACGAUGUACCCAUCUAUGAAGGUUAUGCUUUACCACAUGCUAUUCUUCGUCUUGAUUUGGCUGGCCGUGAUUUAACUGAUUAUUUAAUGAAAAUUCUUACUGAACGUGGUUAUUCAUUUGUAACAACAGCUGAACGUGAAAUUGUCCGAGAUAUAAAAGAAAAAUUAUGUUAUGUUGCAUUAGAUUUUGAACAAGAAAUGGCAACAGCUGCAUCAACAUCAUCAUUAGAAAAAAGUUAUGAAUUACCUGAUGGUCAAGUUAUUACCAUUGGUAAUGAACGUUUCCGUUGUCCAGAAUCACUCUUUCAACCAUCAUUUUUGGGUAUGGAAGUUGCUGGUAUUCAUGAAACAACAUUUAAUUCAAUUAUGAAAUGCGAUAUUGAUAUUCGUAAAGAUUUAUAUGCUAAUACAGUCUUAUCAGGAGGUACUUCAAUGUAUCCUGGUAUUGCUGAUCGUAUGCAAAAAGAAAUAACAGCUUUAGCACCAUCAACAAUGAAAAUCAAAAUUAUUGCACCACCUGAACGUAAAUAUUCCGUAUGGAUCGGUGGUUCAAUUUUGGCUUCAUUAUCAACAUUUCAACAAAUGUGGAUUUCAAAACAAGAAUAUGAUGAAGCUGGUCCAUCAAUUGUUCAUCGUAAAUGUUUUUAA